CACAACAAUGGCGGACGAGUGUGUACAAAUACUCCAAAAUGCCAACUUUGAGUUUAAAAAACUGAAUUUCAAAAGGGCCGAAGAACUUUACAACAGGUUCAUUUCGUCUUGUGAACAUUUCAGGGAACGUGAAGCCUCUUGUUUGGCGACAGCUUACAACAACCGCGGACAAAUAAAGUAUAUUCGGGUGGAUUUUAACGAAGCCGUCGAGGAUUACACCUCGGCGAUACAGGCUGAUGACAAGUUUGAAGUAGCGUUCUACAACAGAGGACUAAUAAAUUAUAGACUGGGUUUCUUUGACGACGCCGUUAGGGAUUUCCGACAAGCUUUAAAGCUCAACGAAACCUUUGAGGAUGCCAAAGUCGGCCUUCGACGGACUCUGCUGGACCAACAGGACAAGACAAACAGAGAAUAUUGACAAAUGUGAUCAUUUGUGUCCAACCUGUGUUGUUUAUGUACAUACAUGCACACUUAACUCAUCAAAAUGAUAUUAAAUAAAGUUUUUAUG
Molecule: messenger RNA, 508 nt
Organism: Phycodurus eques (leafy seadragon)
Lineage: Eukaryota; Metazoa; Chordata; Actinopteri; Syngnathiformes; Syngnathidae
Gene: ttc32
Product: tetratricopeptide repeat domain 32
Exons: 3
Coding region: 8-418 (136 amino acids)
Molecular function (GO): protein binding
Source: RefSeq, a predicted model, not a curated record